Molecule: messenger RNA, 339 nt
Organism: Paraglomus brasilianum
Lineage: Eukaryota; Fungi; Glomeromycota; Glomeromycetes; Paraglomerales; Paraglomeraceae
Source: the annotation of a GenBank genome assembly
CCCGAGUCGGAUAAUGUGAUGUUUGUAGGACUAUUGCUUUCUUUUGGAGCAAAAACGGCUAAGUCAGAAAGGUAUUCUGUCGAUAAGGAAGAUUUCGAAUCUCUGCGCUAUGGCGUCGUCUACGGUAUAUAUGGAAGCCGAUGCUUUCAGAAUUUAUUUGAGAUUGCUAAAGAGAACGAUGAGAUAGCUGCAGCUAUCAGCGAGAUCCUAGAUGCGUUUUCAGACCCAAUGGAGAAAGAACUCCCAUCUCUGUUACAAGACGACGAACGCUAUUGCACUUACAACAAAGAGUUUCUUACCACAACCACCUCGAUCCAAAGCCUAACUGAGAAGGAAUAG